Messenger RNA from Euleptes europaea (tarantolino), 373 nucleotides. RefSeq names its product proline rich 15 like (gene PRR15L). Lineage: Eukaryota; Metazoa; Chordata; Lepidosauria; Squamata; Sphaerodactylidae. The record is from RefSeq and is a predicted model, not a curated record. Bases 50 to 373 code for a protein of 107 amino acids. The transcript is spliced from 2 exons.
UGUCACAGGCCAAGAGAACAGGCUGCCGGAGUUCUUUCAGACAGCUGCCAUGGCGGAAAAUAAUUACAGCUGGUGGAAACUGACCUUCCUUCGGAAGAAAAAAUCCACCCCCAAAGUCUUGUACGAAAGCCCCGACAUCUAUGCCGUCACCAACAACGAGAACCAGCCGGAAGGUACGCUCGCAGACGCCGGCGGCGGCGGACCUGGGGAACACGAAUUCAACGCCCGGCUAGAGAAGAUUGUCGACAAGAGCACCAAAGGGAAACAUGUCAAGGUCUCCAACUCGGGCCGCUUCAAGGAAAAGAAGAAAGUGAGGCCCAUGUUGCCGGAGAACCCCAAUCUCUUUGUGGACAGUCAGCAGGACGAGAAAUGA